AUGGCACCCGCUCAACGUCGCCUGAACCAGCUCCAGAAAGAGCUAGUGCCAACAAGAGCCUCCGUCGGCACUCUGAAGCUCGGGAGCAUCAAUUUCGACGUACCGGAAUCGUUGGCACCUUCAAGAUUACCCCACACGAAGGACUUGCUGGACAUCUAUGACCCCGUCAACCUCGAUAACCUGCAUUUCAUGCUGCAGAAGUAUCUGCUCGGCCAGGAUAUAUUUCUGGUAUCGCAGCCCGGGCCAUACGCCCGCAGGCUGGCUUUGACUUUUGCGAGGAUGAUCAACUCUGGGUUCGAACAUAUAACUCUUCAUAGAGAUGUCGGCGAAACGGAAUUGAAACAGGGGAGGGAGAUUAGAGAAGGUGGAAACCUAGUCUAUGUUGAUAGUCCGGCCGUUUCUGCUGUUAAGCACGGUCGACUUCUUAUCCUAGAAGGAAUAGAGAAGGCUGAACGGGGUAUCAUGCCAGUCUUGAAUAAUUUACUAGAGAAUCGUGAAAUGAAUCUAGACGACGGAACACACAUUAUUCACCCACACCGAUAUGCACUAUUAGACACAGAUAGAGACGACACUACCGGGAAACUAUUUAUCCCAGCGCACAAAGAUUUCCGAGUCAUCGCAAUAGCCGCCCCCGUCCCACCAUACCCAGGGUACCCGCUCGAUCCCCCCUUCAGAAGUCGCUUCCAAGCCCGGUUUAUCGACCCCUUGGGUGCCGCAAUGGCCCUCCAUAAAGCGGUAGAAUCACCAUCACCACCCUCCAUCUUCACCAAGCUUCGCGAUUUAAUCCUAUCCACCCAAUACGCUAGCGAAUCGCGACAUGCUCUUGAAGCUAUUUCGAGGAGCACACUCCCGCCUUUCCCUCAGACUUCACUGCUUAGACUUGGGGCCUUGGUCACGAUGUUCCCACCUCCGGAUGAGCUUUCGCCAGGCCAACUCGCCCGAGUAAUUCUGACAAUACAUCCUGCUCUUAUUCAUGCUCAGUUCCAAGCAUGGGCUAUCCUCGGCCGACAGGUCGAAGAAGCUGGCUUGGGUAGAUUGGGCGCCCCAUCGAUGUUCGACAGCGACGAACGGAUAGGAUUGCUCGGAUACCGCGUCGAGGGCAUCAAACGCGUUUCCAAUGAUACUGCUGAAGUUACCUUCACUCCACCACACAAGGCUCCCCCAGUUUCCGUGACCGUCCCAGCUGGGCCGAAGGAGUUCAGACAAUACCCAUUAGUCGCUGAUCGGGAUUUCCAUGUUACUGAGCGCUUCGUAGGACUGCUGUCUUGUUUUCUACAAGCCCAUGCCCUAGGGUGGGAUAUCUCGUUGAUCCCACCUGCUUUGCCUUCAACUGCGUCGUCUUCAUCGUCGACCCUCGUAAAGGCAUUCGGCCAACUCCUCGGGUACGAGACCGACGUGGUACACAUGUACAAGGAACUUGGAGGUCGUGAACUAGUUAUGCGUAGGAUGAUUGAGGACAGCGGGGCAACGAAAUGGGAACCUAGCCCUCUCAUCGAGUCGGCCUGGCAAGGUCGUCUCGCCCACCUCAGCGGUUUAGACGUGAUAGGUUCGACGGCUGGCUCCCUCUCUCGUUUAUUCCAGGACCGUGAAAUUGAGCUUUGGGAGGGCCAACGUCUUGUUGCAGAGAAGUAUCCAACUGAUGGCCUUGCCGAAGAUCUAUCCGUUGCCCAUCCUUCCUUCCGUGUGAUUGCUACCCCCUCCAAAUCCACCCCCCUACGAGACUGGGUUUCUGACGAACACUCAAACAUGUUCUUCCCCAUUCCCAGUCAACCCAUGGAUGUCGAGGAAGAACGCUUCAUCCUUCUCGCGACUGGUUGUCCUUCCGAAGCUGUUGAACAGCUACUUGCCUUCGCGGAUAAAUAUCGAACAAGCCUGUCGUCGGACAACGUCCAGAAGAACCGAAAACUCGGCACAAGGUCUCUCGUGCGCAUCGCCCGUAGAGUUGCGAUGUUCCCCGAGAACUGCGAUUUGCACACUAUCGUUGGACGCUCAUUGUUGGCAGAGUUUUUACCUGCGGUCGAACGGCUCAAUCUCAUGACUCUCCUCGAAGAAUCUGGGAUUAGACGACAAACUCCUCCAUAUUACCCCCCUCCCAUCACCCAAAGCAAGGUUGUCUUCUUCCCAAGGCCCACCAACACAACCGGGAAGCCCACGCAUUCCACCUCUAUCCCCCGCUUCAACCCUGCGAACGACCCCGAGGGCGUAGCCACCCAUGUCCCGCAUAUGGACCACUUCUACAACAACAGCCUCCAAACCGGGCUCAUGAGAGAGUUGGCGGUAGACUUAGAGCUUCUCGGCGAGCACCUUGUCCUCCUGGGAAAUCAGGGCGUCGGAAAGAACAAGAUCGUAGACCGGUAUCUCCUUGGUAGACCACGAGAGUAUAUCCAACUCCAUAGGGACACCACUGUCACUCAGUUGAUGUACACGACCUCUCUUGAAUCCGGGGUCAUCAAGCACACCGACUCUCCUCUCCUGCGGGCCGUGAGGUUUGGGCGUGUCAUCAUCAUCGACGAGGCGGACAAGGCUCCUGAACAUGUUGUCGCGGUCUUCCGUAGUCUCGCAGGUCAAAGCGAGAUGACACUCUCCGACGGUCGUAGAAUUCGACUUACGAAAGAGAAGGAUAGCGACAUCCCCGUGCACCCCAACUUCAGGCUUAUACUGCUCGCGAACAGGCCUGGUUAUCCUUUCUUGGGCAACCACUUCCUUCAGGUCCUCGGCGAGAAUUUCAGCGCCCAUUCCGUAUCCAACCCCGAUCAACUCUCGGAGCGGAGACUGCUUAGUCAAUUGGCACCUGGAAUCGAUGAAGAUAUGAUCACUAGGCUGGUCGGUGUUUUCCAAGACCUCAGGCGCGGUUACGACGAAGGAACCUUGAGCUAUCCUUACUCGUUAAGAGAACUCAUCAACAUUGUUCGCCACCUACAAGCAUUCCCAGAAGAUAACCUUGGGGAAGUCCUUCGCAACGUCUUCGACUACGAUAUCUACAAGCCGGAGACGAUUGACAAGUUGGCUGAGAUAUUGGAUCACCAUGGAUUGAAGGUGCCACAUUUAGGCCUCGACGCUGCCCGCGAAGCUGUGAAAAAGAUCCAAGAUGUGCAGUUCGACCCUAAGGAGACGGAACUAGGCGAGCCUAAGGAAGGGAAAGAUGAUCCUAACAAUGAAGAGCAUCAAGGCGGCAAUACCUGGGCGGGCGGCACUGGCGGUCGGGAUACAGCUGGACUUGGCGGUCGCGGUGGUUACAAGCGACUAUACAAGCCUGGCCAUGAUAUAAAGCAGGUAUCCGAUGAACUCAAGGAACAAGUGCCAGACCAUGUCAAAGAUCGUGCACGCGAGAUGGCUCGUCAAGAGCUCCAACGUCGAUUGGACGAACUGGAGAUGAACAUCAGAGAGGUGAAAGGGUAUAGCGAACUCCUGACUGCUACGCAGGCUCACAUGCUUGCGUUGUUUGAUCUACUCGAACAUCUGGCCGCAAAAGAAGAAGAACGUGUUUGGAUUAAACGUCAGACUGACGGUGAACUAGACGAUACCCGACUCACAGAAGGCUUGACCGGUGAAUCGACUGUGUACAAGCGCCGUGGUAUGGAGAAGCCUGAACUAGGCCGACCUCAGAUGAAACCCAAACGUAUCCGCUUCAUCUUUGAUGUCAGUGGUUCUAUGUAUCGCUUCCAGUACGAUGGGCGCCUGCAGCGGAGCCUGGAGACAGCUGUUAUGCUGAUGGAGACAUUUGACAAGCUUUCUCGCAAGGACAAAUAUGUUUGGGAUUCUGGCGACGGUCCCGAUAUUCCACUCGUUGAAGCCGAUUCACCUCCACCAGAGGUCAAGGACCGUUGGAAGGUGGUCGAGAAAAUGAACAUGAUACCGCAAUACGCUUUUUCUGGAGAUUACACGGUCGAAGCUAUCGAGAAAGGUGUCAACGACGUUGCUCAAUAUGAUGCAGAUGACUGGUUCGUCAUCGCUAUCACGGACGCAAACUUUGGAAGAUACGACAUUACUCCCGAGCAGUUGAAGCGUGUAAUGAAUCUCCGACCCAAGGUGCACACUGCAUUGAUAUGCAUUGGAGAGGGGGCGGAGUCGACAUGGGUUACAAAGGCCCUACCAGGGAAGGCAUUCCGGGUGGAGAACACUGGCGACAUCCCCAGUGUUUUGCGGAGUAUCCUGUCGACGAUGGUAGACAGAUGA
This is a messenger RNA of Pleurotus ostreatus (oyster mushroom), 4176 nucleotides long. RefSeq lists its product as uncharacterized. Gene Ontology annotation, cellular component: cytoplasm. NCBI's taxonomy places the organism in Eukaryota, Fungi, Basidiomycota, Agaricomycetes, Agaricales, Pleurotaceae. Bases 1 to 4176 code for a protein of 1391 amino acids. Gene Ontology annotation, molecular function: ATP binding; ATP hydrolysis activity. The record is from RefSeq and is a predicted model, not a curated record. The transcript has 20 exons.